Messenger RNA from Durusdinium trenchii, 1248 nucleotides. The record is from the annotation of a GenBank genome assembly. Lineage: Eukaryota; Dinophyceae; Suessiales; Symbiodiniaceae.
UACAUGGCUUGGCAAGGCUCAACCACCGGAGGUGUUCGUUCUUCAACAGCUUCCUCCUUUCCUGCUCAAAAGUUGUUCACCUUUGGAAGAAAGGUAGGUGUCACGUACGUCUUGCAAAACGACGAUUGCUUGCUCGCUGCCAUAUGGGUUGCUGCAGCUCAGGUUUAGAACCAGAACCCCUAGCCCUAGCUAAUGCUCUCUGCACCCGCACGCACCAUUGCUGGCACUCCUUUGACAGGAGUGUAUCAAAGGCAUCCAAAGCAAGGCCGUGGAGAAUAUCUUCGCAAAUGGCCGGUGCCAUCAGUGCCAUUUGUAGCGGUGGCAGUGGCAUGUGCUCGGGCUGCCAAGAGGGCAGAGCCCGUUGCCAAGGAAUCUCAGAAGGGCAAGAGGGGCAAGGCUACGGCCGCCAAGGUGAAGGUGAAGCCGGCUACACCGCAAGCGGAGGAGGCCCUCGAGGCCAAGCAGUCAGCUGAGAAGAAGAGCAAGGUUCUGAAGCAACUCCUUGGUAUGGGCCUGGCAGCUCCGUCGCCUGAGCCGCCAGAGCUGCCGGUUCCGACCGUUCCAGCGACUGUCCAAAUGCCACCUUUGCCAACGGUGCCCACGGUGCCCAAAGAGUCUAAAGCGUCCACUGUGGAGGCCAUCGCAGCUGCCACAGAAGCGGCACUCUUGGCGGGAGAGCUGCUGCGCAAGGGCGAAGAGUGGCAGAGCGCGGCACAGAGAGAAGUGCGACAUCACUUCGAGGAUGCAGAUGCCUGGACUUGGGAUCUUGGAAAGGCAAGCUCUGACAAGGAUGCAGUUGUGUCCUUGUUCGCAGAACACCAAGGUGAAAGCAUUGCAGUGCUUUUUGACCCUUGGCGAGAUGAGCUCUUCACUGCGGUCAGCGGUCGUGGUGCUGAGUUGAAUGGGCAAAGAUUGGAAAUUUCAGAAGGUACCGAUUUGAAAGAAGCGUUGGUGGGCACAGAAUCCUCCCAAGACCUUGAGUCUUCUUGGUCACAGCUACGUGGGCUGUAUUACUUGGGUCCGCCACGGUCGCGUGGUGUACGGAUCUUGGAGAACCCAGAGAUCGGUCACGCUUGGGUUGCAGCUGGCCGGUUGGGUGCCUUUUUUAGCUUGACAACUUCGAAUGCUGGAUCACUUCUAGUUCAUGAGGCAGGUGGCCUUGAGGAUCAAGGCGUCUCGGCCCUGAGUUCUGAUCUUCGGGAUCAGGUCGUUGAAGCUUUGCGUGAAGCAAAGGUUUGGAAGUGAAAA